AUGACCACAUUUUUCGCACAGAGAAACAAGGUUGGAGAAACAAAGUACUGGUUCAAUAAACCAAUCGGUAGGAGUCUCCCUCCGGCUCCUGCGACAUACUAUGAGAUACUCAAGUUUGCCCUUCGCAAUAACCAGCAAGAAUGGGCGCUGGGGAUUUACCAAGACCUAAUCUCAAGCUUGGAGUCUCCAAGGCUACGUACCAAUAAGCCCUGUUGGGAUACAUCUUACCAGUGGGCGAUUUUAUUACUUGGGAAAGGAAUUGAUCAUAUCGAACAUAUGCUUGCGGUUGCUACCGAACGCACACGAGACAAGCCCAGUUCACGACCUAAUAUAGGGACGAUAAAUGGACUUAUAAGGACUGCCAUUGAAAAGAAUGAUCCGUAUCUAGCCGAACGUUUCAUUGCGUUGGCCGAUAAGCUGGGAUUCGAACUAAACUAUAAGACUUAUAUGCUUCAGCUCGAGUAUCGUAUCCACGCGAAUGACCUCGACGGCGCCUUCGCGGCCUACCAGUCACUUCGAGACCUUGAGGAGACAACUAGGGAUAAAGAAGUCUCAGUCCUGAACUUUUUCAUUCGUGCCAUGUGCUCUGUGCCGGAACCUAACCAUGAGCGCGUUCUAGAUGUCACUAGUUACCUCGAGCAACGACGUGUCACGCUGGAGCCUGAAACAGUGGUUUCCAUUUGUAUGGCAUUCCUAAAGAAUGACGAGACAUUUGAAGUAAUAGACACCCUAUCACUUCAUACUGUUCACUACAGCAUUGCCGAACGCUCUAUGGUUCGGAAGGCCUUCGUGCAAUAUUGUUUAGAUGAAAAGAAUAGUACAGCUCGUGUAUGGGAUGCGUACGCAUUAUUACGGCAAUUCUUCCCCGAACUUGAAGCAGAAGAUCGAGAAGCUAUCAUGAGUAUCUUCUUUGAUAAGCGUCGUGCGGACAUGGCAGCACACGUAUUUGGACAUAUGCAUUCCCAUGCAAACCGGCAACUCCAACCAACUCUAGAGACAUAUGUCCGCUUCAUGGAAGGCAUUGGCAAAUGCCCAGACGAAGAGAGUUUAAAAACAGUCCACAACAUGCUGAAAAUGGACACGACGAUCCAGGCCAGCACACGCCUAUAUAAUGCACUAAUGAUUGGGUAUACAGCAUGCGACUUACCCUAUCGAGCGCUUGAUUUCUGGACGGAGAUCGCUGCGUCUCCCGACGGGCCAUCCUAUGCCACACUCGAAAUUGUAUUCAGGACUUAUGAGAUCACACCCGAUGGCGAUAGCCUCGCAAAUGAGCUAUGGGAAAAGAUAAAAAGGAUGGAUAUCGAAGUGCCAGAUAAAGUCUACCUAGCAUACGCAGCCACGACAGCCGCGCAUGGUCACCUUACAAUUGCCAAGAUGCUGUUAGAGGAUAUGGACAAUGUCGUUGGAAAGGGGCCCAACUUUCAUAACCUUGGCACCGUGUUUAAUGUUUUACCGUCGCAAGAGAUGAAAGACCAAUUCGAAGAAUGGGCAAAAGAAUCCUACCCGCAAGUAUGGGAGGAAUUGAAGAAAAAGUACGCCAAAAAGCAAAACAGUGAAGGCCUCCCGGUAUUUAAGAUCCGCCCGCGGCCGUGGAAGGCAUGA
Messenger RNA from Daldinia childiae, 1602 nucleotides. RefSeq names its product Complex I intermediate-associated protein 84, mitochondrial. Bases 1 to 1602 code for a protein of 533 amino acids. The transcript is spliced from 2 exons. NCBI's taxonomy places the organism in Eukaryota, Fungi, Ascomycota, Sordariomycetes, Xylariales, Hypoxylaceae. The record is from RefSeq and is a predicted model, not a curated record. Gene Ontology annotation, molecular function: protein binding.